GAUAUUAAUAUAUAUAGUGGUCGUUGGUCGGGCUGGCAUAGAUCAACACUAUCUGUUGUCAAGUUAUUAUUUUCCAAGAAAAAUCAAUGGAAGAAGAUUGGAAAGAAGAGGUGAAAAAUGGUGGAUGCGAGAGAUUACAGGACGCCCUAUAUGAAUGCCACCGACGAAUACCUGCCGGUAUUGCUAGAAAAACAGCAUGUAGCCACCUUAAUCGCGCAUUUGCCGACUGUCUUAUUGGUAUUAUUUGCCCAUCUGAGCUUGAAGCUGUUCGAUCCCUUUGUUCCAGCGGUGGUACUUCUUUGAAGCGUUCACAAUGUCAACAAGCUCGUCUUUCUCUUUCUGUUUGCAUCUCUCAACAUCAAACUGAUGAUCAAUCAUGAUCAUUCAUGAUUAUUAACCACCCAAUUCAAAAAGCCUUUUUGGUUGGAUGUGAAGAAAUUGUGAUCUUUCUCUUGCUGUGAAAACAGGAGCAAUCCUGCAGUAUAUUUCUCGAUAGCACCUCUGCAAGAUUAAGCGCUAGAGAAAUGUCUUGCAAUCACUCGGGGAUAAAAGGCCAAGAUAAGGCGUAGGCUUUGGUUGCUGAGCUUUUAUCCCUGCAUACAAAAAAAUAAACUGAUCUCCGAUGUUAGUACAAGUACUAGAACUGUAAGCAGUUGUUGAACAAUCUGAUCAAACUCUUUAUGUUCGCAGUUUGAGUACAACGCGAUCAAAAUUUCUGUGUUUGCGACUGAUUUUGCCAUGCUAGUGACAAAGCAACUUUGUGAAGUUAAAAGUAGAGCCAUAUAUUUGUUUGUACCCACUGUUUAAUGGAAUGAUAUUUUGCACAAAGAACUAACCAGAUUGUUUGGUAUUUGGCCUGUUAUGUUAUGUAGCAAAAUCACUUUCAUUUGUACUCUCUCUAUGGCUCUAUCCUAAAAUUACAUCCCUUGUGGUUGUAGAUUACUUUUGUUAGUAAGGUGACUGGCACAAGUCAUUGUUUAACGUAGAGUUGGAUAUCUUCCGAACUAGAUUUUAGACAGUUUUUGAUAAUUUGUUUGUACCAAGUAAUUUUUGACAAAAUGUCAUUUUUUGCACGUAGUUUCUGACAUAAUUCAUCUUUUUACUGCAAAUCCCAAUAAUGUAAGGUUGACUACAUAGAUAUUGAAGGUAAAUGGAUAAUUAUAAAAAGAUGAAGAUACCUUGGAACAAUGAAACCUUUUGAUAUUGAUUUAUGGGAGUAGCUAGAUAGAGUAGUGCAUGAGGAUUCAUUGCAAAAUGCCCAACAAAAAGCAAAAGCAUGUAAAAAAACUAAAAAAGUAAAAAA
Messenger RNA from Amaranthus tricolor (Joseph's coat), 1303 nucleotides. RefSeq lists its product as uncharacterized. NCBI's taxonomy places the organism in Eukaryota, Viridiplantae, Streptophyta, Magnoliopsida, Caryophyllales, Amaranthaceae. The record is from RefSeq and is a predicted model, not a curated record. Bases 87 to 380 code for a protein of 97 amino acids. The transcript is spliced from 2 exons.